Molecule: messenger RNA, 2772 nt
Organism: Leishmania braziliensis MHOM/BR/75/M2904
Lineage: Eukaryota; Euglenozoa; Kinetoplastea; Trypanosomatida; Trypanosomatidae
Product: putative endonuclease/exonuclease/phosphatase
Exons: 1
Coding region: 1-2772 (923 amino acids)
Biological process (GO): phosphatidylinositol dephosphorylation
Molecular function (GO): phosphatase activity
Source: RefSeq, a predicted model, not a curated record
AUGAAAGAGCACCAUGGUACCCAGGGAACAAAGCACCCUCCAUCUGUGGAGUCGACGCCUCUCUCACUCCCGCCACUGCCAGCAGUCCAGGCGCGGGGUAUGCAAGCUAAUUCCAUAGGGCCGUCGGCCGGGAAAGGCGGAGUGGAUCGCGCAACACCCACUGCUGCCGCCUCGAAGGAAGCGUGCAGCUACAACGGCAGCACGUGCUGCACCCGAGACAACACCAAUGCUUUGGCGGCUGAUAAUGGGAGGGCAAUCACGGCUAUUGGGCCAACAUCCCGUGCUUUACCCGACGAUUCGCUUUCGCGGCGCACCUACGACCCUGCGUGUCCUCCGUCACCGCCAGAGUCCUUCGUGACCGUGGUACCUGAUCAACCGCUGCAGCGCGGGCUUCGCCUUCCCUCUCAGUCAUCCGCUAGAGCUGGUGCCCGCAUUUCCGCCGACCUCGCUAAGUCGAGCCUGCAGAACACGGAGGAAGACGUCGCGUACCCAAGCGUCCAAAACACGCGUCAAAGUGAGAAUACCGCCUUGCUUCCCACUCAGAGGACGUGCGAGUCGCUUUCCAGGGAAGCGCGGGUCGAUCAACCUGCAGAUCCUCAGUCUACCGUCCCGGUUGAACAGGAUCAUCGGAAGAGUGAGAGGAAAUCGUGCCCGCUCUCCGCAUCAUCUUCUUCGGAACACGCGAAUUUAGAAUCAGUGACGCGUCAGUUUACGCGGCACAGCGUCAUGCGGCAAUCCUUGUGCGCGCCUGCCUCUAUUCACAAGUCGCCCACACUUCAUUUCGCUGGGGAAUCGGGUAACUCGGCGUGGUACACCGUCGGUGCGCAUGCGAACAACGGCUGUUGCUCACACGACGCAACUGCGAGUAUGCCAGUCGACUGUGCUACCGUAUCAGCUUGCAGUCGAUCGCCUGUAGAAGCUGAAACCUUCACCAACGAACACACUCGACACCGAAACAAAAUCGACACCACCUUAGCAGACGGUACUUUGGUCAGCGGUGCAGACGAGACGACCUUCCCCACUCGCGAGACCUUUCCGAUCCCUCGCUACUGCCUCGAUGACCUGCUGCGAGGUGAGGACAAGAUUUGGGCCCCCGGCAAACCGCUGCGCAUCGCCUACAUUAGCUGGAACAUGGCAAGCAAGAGGUCGCGCGUCGGUGAGGUCUCCGCAUACUGUAUUCACCCCAACGCACACUUAGUAGUGGUCGGUACGCAGGAGAACGGCCCCUACCUGAUAUCGAACAAGCUCCAGCGCCGAUGGGCGAAGACCGUAUCACAGGUUUGCCUUGGCGGACAGUACGAGCUGGUCGGCAAGCACCAUAUGUGGGCGGUGCAGAUGCUUGUGUUUGCUCGUCGCCGUGACGUGGUCCAUUACAUCUCAAGGUCCCACACAGCGCACGUGAAGACGGGACUGCUGAAUGGUCUGGGUGGGAACAAGGGUGGUGUUGCGGUGGGGCUAGUGUUGUCGCUGACGCCUAAAGAUAUCGAACUAUCCCAGCAGGCGACGACACUACGCGGUCCCACUACCGAUUUGCUGACCCCGUUGCUUGAGAAGGUGACGUCCACGACAAGAGACACACCGGUAAAGCAAGCUGCCACCAGUCCUUUAACUGUUGGCAGCCCGAUGAUACCAAGCUCAAAGAAUUGCUUUGUCGUCGUGCCGCCGAAAUUCUCUGCGGCCGGCAGUGUCGCAUCGUAUUCGCCUUUGCUGUGUGAGCCACGGAUAGUGCCCGACCUUGACGACGAGUAUGGGACGCCGCUGGAUGGGCGGAGCCUGGCAGAUGGCAACAGCACACCCAGCCUCUACAAUGACGAGGAAGGUGUCUUAGACGAUGAAAGUGUGUUUUCGCCUCUUGGGAAUAACAGCCGCACUGCCUCGCUCGACUCGUUCAGUGAGCGGCUUGAGGCCCACUUCGCUCAGAGGCGCAGGUAUCAAUUGGACAACGGCAUCAGUCAACGCCAAGACGGUGGCAGUGUCGACGACGACGCGUCAAAUGACGGAACACCUGAGAAGGACACACCAAAUUACAUGACACUGUUGUUCAUCACGGCGCACCUGGCGGCGCAUCAAGGUGCUGUGAGGAACCGCAACAAGGACUACGAGCAAAUUGUCUACGGUCUGCGGCUUGGCCGCCGCGGUCCCUAUCGCAAGUUCUUCAACCAACUGCUUGAACGGAGGAAAGUAUUAGAGGGUGCGGAGGAAGAGGAGGAGGAGGAGGGCAGCGAGAACAACGCGGACGAUCACUGGGCAGACACCGACUAUAGUGAAGGCGUUACUCCUUUGAGAUUGCCCAUGGUGUCUGCGGUGGCCCCAAACCGAAAAAUGCGUCGCGACGUCACAGAGGAGUUUGACCUCACCUUCUUUGGUGGCGACCUGAACUAUCGUAUCAACGGCACUCGCAAGGCAAUCGAGUAUGUCAUCGAGCACCAUCGCAACAUUCGAUCUAUCCUUAUCAACAAUGACCAGCUGAGCCUCGAGCGGGCUCGCGGGAAGGUGUUCCAAGGAUUCCAGGAGGGUAACCUUCUCUUCCGCCCGACUUACAAGUACGAGUUAUCUGCCAACGGCGGCGUCACCCUCGAUGAGUACAACUUUUCUCACAAGAAGAACCGCAUGCCGGCCUACUGUGACCGCAUCUUGUACAAGAAACGGGUGAGCUCGGCCGCUCACCGCAUCGCCAUUCGACUCUACACGGACGUCCCGAACGUCCGUUCAAGCGACCACCGCCCUGUUGUGGCGCUCUUCGACGUCAGCACGCGGGCCUACACCGAUUGA